AUGGGACGGCCGAGCGAUGACGGAACUGCCGGUCCCGGCUGGGACCCCGGUGUGGCGAGCAGUGACAGCGGCGCCCAGCUGACCGGCGGCGACCAGAAGGCCUACAGCACGUUUCCGGAGGCGGGGUGCGGCGGCCGGCGGCCGGCCUACUCGCUGCGCCAGAAGCUGAUGCUGCUGGUGUUCUCGAUGGGCAGCCUGCUGGCGGGCUCCUGUCUGGCCAUGAUGAUCCCGUUCUUCCCGCUGGAGGCGCAGCGGCGCGGUCUCUCGCAGACACUGACCAGCGGCGUGUUUAGCGUGUUCUCGCUCACCCAGCUGCUAACCUACCCGCUGAUGGGUCGCCUGGUGACCGUCUUCGGCAUCAACCGGCUCUACUGCGCCGGCAUGACCGUCACCGCCCUCUCCAACAUCGCCUUCGGCACGCUGUUCCGCAUCGAGAGCGCCCAGUCGUUCAUCGUGAUGUGUUACGUGGUGCGCGUGUUCGAGGCGAUGGGCACGGCGGCGGUGAUCACGACGGCGCUGACGAUGGCGGCCAACCAGUUCUCCCACAACACGUCCACGGCGGUGGCCGUGAUGGAGACGAUGAACGCCAUCGGCCUGUCGCUGGGCGCCGCCAUCGGCGCCGGCCUGUACCACCUGGGCGGGUUCGCGCUGCCGUUCUACUCGCAGGGCUGCUUCAUCCUGUGUCUGGUGGUGCUGAGCGCGCUCUACCUGCCUGAGGUGGAGGCGCCGGCCGAGCAGCAGCGCUCCGACUUCUUCUCCAUGCUGCGCGUGUUCGUGUCGGCCGGAGAGAACUGGCUCUGCUGUGCCAUCGUGUGCACUACGGCGGCCAUCUGGACCACCAUCGACUCCAGCAUCGCGCGCUACGCCAGCGACACGCUGGGCACGACCCCCUCUCAGAUCGGCCUGUUCUUCCUGGUGGCCACGGGCGGGUACGCCGUCUCCAGUCUGCUCUGGGGCCGGCUGGCCGACCGGCUGGUCAACAUCUACCUGCUCAUCUCGGGCUGCCUGCUGGCCACGGCCUUCGGUCUGGCGCUGAUCCCGCCGCUGCCGGGGCUCGGCCUGCGCCCCUCCUGGUGGCUGCUCGGCCUCGGCCUCACCGUGAAGGAGGUGUUCCAGGGCGGCGCCUACGUGCCCGUGCUGAACCGCAUGAUCACUGUGACGGUGCGCCAGGGUCUGCCGGCUGACGUGGCCACGCAGGCGUUCACGGCCAGCGUGUUUGGCACGGUGGCCGCGGUGGGAAACGUGCUGGGACCGGUGACGGGCGGCGCCGUCAUCGACGCCACCAACUUCACCUUCAUGGUGCGCUGCCUGGCGACGCUGACGGCGGCGGUGGGCGGCGCGGCCAGCGUGCAGGCCCUGCGGAUCGCCUGGUGGCGGCGGCGCAGUGUCGGACGGGAGGACCCGCCUGCUGAGCUGAGCUGA
Messenger RNA from Amphibalanus amphitrite, 1422 nucleotides. Its product is annotated as MFS-type transporter SLC18B1-like. Gene Ontology annotation, molecular function: transmembrane transporter activity. Gene Ontology annotation, biological process: transmembrane transport. The transcript has a single exon. The coding region runs from base 1 to 1422 and encodes 473 amino acids. NCBI's taxonomy places the organism in Eukaryota, Metazoa, Arthropoda, Thecostraca, Balanomorpha, Balanidae. The record is from RefSeq and is a predicted model, not a curated record.